GACUCCCGCCCGAUACCUACGCGCGCGGCGGAGAGGCCCCAGGGUCACGCGCCACCUGCGCUUACCGCCCCCUAAAGUUCCCGCAGAGCUGGCGCGCGCCGAUGACGUCAGAGACUAAUGGCGGCGGCGGCGGCGCUGGAAGCCUGGCAGGCGGCGUCUCGUCGGAGAAGGCGCUCGGCGGCGAUGCGUCCGCGGCGUAGGGAGGCGGCGGCGGCGGCCCGGGCCCCGGGAGCCCAGCCCGAGGUGGACGGCGGAGUCGUGCUUCGUCGCAUCCAGGAAGCCAGGGAGGACCUGCUUCUCUCUGAUUUCUGGAGUUCAGCACUAGAAACCGUCAACAGGUGUCUUAGGAAACAUCUGGAACAGCUGAAGGCCCCUGUGGGGCCUCUUUCAGAAGCCAUUGGAAGCCUGCAUCUCGACUCAUCACCAGGUGAGUCAGAUGUGGCCCCUGGCUCCGUCCCAGAAGAGACCCCAGUCACAGGAUCCUGCCGUUUGAAGUGUGUGUGUUACGGCGUUGGGAACUUCGCCACCUGCGUCAUAGCUAGAAACCAGCUCGCAUUUUUGCUUCUCUUUCUGGAAAAGUGCCAGAUACCCAGAAGUCACUGCUGGGUGUAUGACCCUCUGUUUAGCCAGCUGGAAAUUGCGGUUCUUAGCACCCUUGGUGUGGUUGUUCUCAGUGAGAACGAGGAAGGAAAACGGAGUGUGUACGGCGAGCCCACCGUCUUUUACAUGCUCCACUGUGGGACGGCGCUCUACAACAACCUUCUGUGGAGGAACUGGUCCAUAGAUGCCCUUUCCAAGAUGGUCAUCGUUGGGAACAGUUUCAGAGGACUCGAGGAAAAGUUGUUGACAAGGAUUCUGCAGAAACAUUAUCCGUAUGUUGCAAAGAUUGCGAAAGGAGUGGAGGAGCUGGCAUUCCCUCAGACCUCACAGUACACAGACGUAUUUAAUGACACCUCCGUCCACUGGUUUCCUGUACAAAAGCUAACACAACUCUCCACGGACACUUGGGCCUUUCGGGAAGAACCAGAUUACCAGGACUGUGAGGAUCUCGAGAUCAUCAGGAACAAGACGGAGGAUCCUUCAGCCCCUGACCUGAACCCGCUGUGAUGUGUCGGCAGAGGCGCUCGCCAUGGAGGGACUGCAGUGAGUCCCCUUUCAGAGUGAGCAGGAAGUACGUCGGCUGUGAUUUAAAAUACUGUUUGUUUAUUCAUAAGUCCGUCCGUGGCAGGUGCCGCGGUCUACUUGGCCAUGUCAAUCAGGCUCUGCAGGGAGGUGGGCACCCAGGUCUUCUCCCCCUGCACGAACACCACACCCCGAUCGAUGUAGAUGACGAUGCGGCCGAAGGUGUACAGCUGCUUCCCUUCGUGUCGCUUCCCGAUGACGGGCAUGAAGACGAUGUUGUGCUCCUCAGCCUUGGUCUCAAUGAGGUCUUUGAAGUUCAUGGGCACGGAGCUGGCAGCCACGCCGAUGCCUCUCUGGGCCAUGUUCUCAGCCUCCCGGCGCUCCUGCAUGGCCUCGUACUGGAAAUCCUUCCUGCGCUCUGUGUGGGUGAGGUAGGCGAUGUUCUCCCGUGCUCCGGGCUGCAUGUAGGCGCCUGGCAGAUACAGAGAGGGGGUGAGGGACAGGUCCCAGCGUGACAGAGAUGGAGACGCCGACUCGGCCUAGGGCUGGGUAUGCCACAGGCGCCAUCUCCUAAGGCCUCCUGGUGCCUCAGCGCGCUGGUUUAAAAUAAACCAGCUGAUCAGGCACCUUGGGGGAAGUGUGGCCAGCUGACUGCAGUCACAUAAAAAUUUCUGGUUAAUACCUAACAACCAGAGUUUAUUAAAUAUUCCACAUAAUAAAAAAGCAUCAGCAAGGGAUUUAUUCUUAUGGGCCGGAAACCUUGACAGUCAUUAGCCACUGUUCUGUUCCCUUCUUGCUAGAGUCUUCACCCCACAUUUGCCCCAGGGCAGCUUUUAGAACCCUGAAGACAUAUGGCCUAUACUAGUUACAUAUUUAACUUACCCAUACAGGCCCCCAGCCCUGGAAGAACUUUACUAUAUCUGGGGAGCUGAAACAACAGAUGUUUCAGCUUCACAGAUGAAGGGAUAAUACAGGACCACAAAUGCCCAGUGGUAAUGGGGGUACAAAUGGGGAACUGUUCCGGGAGCUUGGGGUCAGGGUGGCUGAGGAAGGAUGGCUAGAGUAUGAGAACAGAGAUGGCCCACUGUCCCUGGAAGGACCUGGGUAAGUAGAGACCAUAGACACAUAUUUGCCUCAUUAAAUGCAGGAUGUGUCUAUGAAUUCUAACUCCGUUUUCAUGUAAUAGGCUAAGUAGAAUUAAAGCCUCGGGAAAUUACAAUCCCAGCUGCCACUCUGUAGUUCUGUGACCUUGAAUGAGCUCUUGACCUUGUUGAGCUUCUCUGUGAAACACGGCUAGACUAGGUGCUCCAUUGGCCUUUGCUUUGAGAUGUGAGCACACUCUUAACACACGACUGGCUGAGUAGGCUCCCAAAACUGAUAUAGGCAGAGGGACUUCCCUAGAACUGAGUAGUUUGGGAACAGAUAGUAAAUGGAACAGUCAGCUGCCUACUUCUGACACACCAAAGACACCGCCUACUGAGUACCAUCCACGAACAGUAACUUGGUCCCCCUCGGUUCUUAAUAAAAACCUGGAAGUGGGUCCUUCCUACUGCUUUACAGGUAAAGAAAACGGGCUAAAGAGGUUAAGCAGCUACUUAAGUGUUUGUUAGUUAGAUAGAUAGACUGUCACCCUGCUCCACACCAUGAGCUGUUAGUGGCCACAGAGCGCCGGCCGGGCAGACGUGCCGAAGAGCCCAGACCCAGCUUAAGUGAGCGUCCAUUCAGGAAGAACGCCCCCUCCCAGCCCCAGGGGGUGGGGGAGUGGCUGCUAGCUAAACAACUACGUGAUGGGUCUUGUGGGCAAGAGUCUGUGUGCCCUGGAGGCGACGGCGAGCCCACUGGUACCUGAAAACUCUGUGUCAUUUCCACGCUCAGAAACGUGGAGCUCAGGCCCAGGACCUCCACAAAAUGGAACCCUCACUCACCGACAUUGGAGGACACCGCCCUGUUCAUGAUAUCAAGUGCCUCGUUAAAUUUGUCCUUGACGGAUGGGUGCGCCAGCACUUGGUCUGAGAACAUGGACUUCCAACCCAGGUACCACUUGGUGAUCUCCUCGUAAUUUGGGCUGUUACUGAGCCAGGAGCACAGCACCUGCCAAAAGGGAACAAAUAAGAAACCUGCAUCCACAGUGGCAACAAAUGGGAGCAAAACUUCCAAAGGGGCCACUUGUUUUGUUUGGGUCCUGCUCCUACAAGCUGAUGAUACCUGCAGGGGUAUUAGGGGGUCAGCUCGGUAGCUAAGUGCCCUGCGUGUAAACUGCACCUCGGCCUCCCACCCACACAAGCGAUACCAGCCCCCACCUUACAGGGCUGUUGUGAGGAGUGGGGGUGAUAACAGCAUCGGGCGCGUGGCAAAUGUCCAGUAAAGUGGUAAAGUGCUCGCUCGCUGUUCCUGCCCGCCUCAUUCUUACCUCGCCGUGUAGUUUAUCUUCCCUGUGUGGCCACAGCACUGCCACCCAAGUGACUCCCUCCCUGUCCCCAACGCACCCCCAACAAAGCGAAACAAAGCGUACCUGAAGCCACUUGGGGAAGAAGUGCUUUUCAAGAAGCCCCACCAGGCUAGAGACAGAGAUCAUCCCUUCCCAGUCGAUGACCCAAUAAAAAGCAUCCAUGUGCUGCUGGUGGGGGUUGAUGACCAACUCCCCGAGGCACAUCCCUGGAAGAGAAACCCAGCCUCUAAGGCAAAGCCACACAGCAGCGGCGUCACCAGACAACGUCGGCCUUCGAUCUGCUUUUAAAGGUCAAGUUGAAGCUCUCUUGGCAAUUCUUAAAAAUGGUUUUCUUCUCUAAUCCAGAAAUAGCUCUAUUUUUAGCUCUAUUUUUAGAAUCCAGUAUGACAAAAAUUUCAGAAUACCUGUGGCUAUACUGUCAGCAAAGGCCCGAACCGGACCAAUCAGGAGGCAGGCAGGGUCUGAUGCAGUUAGUGCAGAAAGGGGCCUGGUUAACGUUUAUAUUCGGCCUCAGUGCACAAAAUGCCACCUCUUAUACUGAGAAAUAUCAUGCACUCAGAGCUUGAAGGCCAUGUUUUUAAGCAGCACCAUCAUUACCGCCAGACACAGAAACCAGGCACCGACGCUGCUCGACGUGGAUGCACCUCCCCGGUUCCUUACCCAGCUUGGGCACUAUGUUCUUGACCAUGAAUGCCUCCCAGGAGCCGGGGGUGAAGACAUCUUUCCAGGGCUGGAGGAUGAGCUUGGCCGAGGAGUCGCUGGGGUGCCACUUCUGCAGGGCGCUGGCCAGCUUGCUGCGGAUGGGCGAGUAGAGCGGCUCCAGGCGCGCCUGCGUGAGGGGCAGCCACGGGUGCAUCCACGAGUGGAUGGGGACGGUGUCUGUCAGCGGGUUCCAGUUUUCCACCUGCAGGAGGAGCGGGGGAAAGGCAGCAGCUCACGCGGCCUGCGGGGAAGUCACACAGUGACCCCCGUGCUCUCCUGGCCGAGGUCCCUGUCCUUGGCGCGUGUAUGGGUGACACGGUCUCCAUUACAUUUUCCCCAAACAGGGACACCGACCCACCAACAGACCCAUGCAAUUUGUAUUAAAUCUCAGAAAUGGCACAGUUCUGAUUUUAUUAAAGAAGCCAAGUAAAUGGAUUCCCUAUUAAGGGGGGGUUUUGGGGGAAAGUGCUGAGCAAAGGGCUGGAGUUAACAUUACAGAACAGUGGCUGUGUUGGUGAAUUCUGGGCAUUGUAACAGCAGUGAGAGGAUGGAGAGAAACGCGAAACGAAUCCCCGUGCUUCCUGAUAACAACCGUUUCCCACGCCUGGCCCCACCUCCUUCUGCAGCUUGGGGAAGAUGAGCUGGUCCAGGAUGUUAUCCAAGAUCCACACGGGAAUGAUGUGCACCCAGCUAUCCAGGAAGUCCACCAUCGGGUCACAGUUCCUCGGCUGCCAGUGAGUGACAAUAUUUCGAACAAAUGGCAUCCAGACUUCCCAUAUCAGCCUAUGCGAGAAAGGCAGAGGGCGGCUGGCUCAAAGCACUGACCGGUUUCCACGUGUGCGAGGUACACCACCACCCACCUCUAGGGUAAGACAGAAAAUGGCAACAGCGGGGCAAUCCAGUCACAGAAAACCAUCGGACCAGCCCAUGUGUCGGCCAGACGUGCGCCUGCCUUGACCCUGCUCUCCCGGCUGCCCCAGCCACCCACUCGGCCUCGGGGCCUGUCUCCUCAGUAGCACCCGCCUCGCUGGCAGGGCUGCUGCCGGGUCCCGCCCCCACCCCCAAGCGCCGUGUGCUUCCCCAGCUGGAGCUCUGUCUGCACAGCCGACGCCCCUCAUGCUUUGGGUCACAGCUUCAACGUCACCUCCCCUGAGAGGCCUGUGCCCCCGCCACAGGUGUGCAUACACAGGUGGGCACCCUUGUCAUUCUCUACUGCUGGACCCAGGUGGCAGCCUGGGUUUAUCUGUCCACUUCCUGGGUUACCACCUGCCUUUUCCCCUCACUGGAGACAGGCCGUCUCUUCACUCCCAGGGUACGGCAGCACGCAGCACAGGCAGAUCCUCAACGGCCACUUGACAGGUGUGGGGUGAACCGAGCAGCACCGGCACGUGGCCGAGGGCUCACACAGGCAGUACCCCCGUCCCCCCCCGAGAAGCACCUGUGGAAGGCAUCUGCCGAGAGGUCCUGCCCGCCGUGGGACAACAGCUGGUCGUUCUCCAGGAGGCUCUUCCACUUGGAGAUGAUCUCAGUGCCGUACGUACAGUCCUGAGGAGAAACACAGCAGCUGACAGGCAGCCGGCUGACGGCCCCCUUGCCCCCUGGACCGUCUCGCACCCAGGCCUGCCCCGGAGGAGAGGCAGCGCGGCGGGCUCCCCGCCCACUCACCUUGAGGGGGUCCCACUCCUUGAAGUAGUCCUUCAUGAGCGGGUAGACGAUGGCCACGGCCAGGUCCACGCGGUCGGACAUCCUGUACUCCUCGUAGUACUUGUCCUGCAGCGUCUCGAAGAUGCGGGCGCACUCGUCCAGGGUGAGGGGGUCACCGCAGCCGGGCUGCAGGCGCCGCUCGCACUCCUCCACGAGCUCCAGGACCUUGCUCAGGUUGGAGAUGACCCGCUCCUCGUGCUCCAGGACCUCCGACAUCUUCUCCAGCUCGUGGGACAGGUUGACCACCAUGUCUCGCUCGUACUGCAGCUGCCGGUCGUUCUGGAUGAUCUCCUGCUCCGUGAGGUCGAUGAGCAGCUGCAGGUUGUGCUCCAGCUCGGGCAGCGCGAAGCCGGGGGCCCUGGCCUCCUUGCCGGGCUGGGGCGGCUGCUGUGCCUGCGGCGGGAGCCCGUCGUCGGGGACGCUGUGCUUGUGGCUCAUCUGGCUGUAGCUGUAGUAGACCUUCUGCUCCCGGCCCGUCAUGUCUAUGACCUUGGAGAAGCGGCAGGGGGCACGCGGGUUAAUGCUCACCACUGCUGCCCUGUUAGACACACACCUGAGCCCGGGGAAGGCACGACGCUCGUGGGAACGUGUCAAAACCCCACCGUUCAGCAGAGCUGGAGAAGGGCGGUGUUUCUCAAAGUGGGGCCUGGGCUGUGCCAGAUUGGAAGAGGCUCCAGGGACAAAACAACCAGGUACAACCGCCCAACCGGUUCUGGACUCGGUCCCUCUGGACCAACCGGAUGGAGAAGACUUUUUAGCAAAACUGAUGAAAUAUGAAUGUGGACUAUUUAGUUGAGAUGAAAGUCUAUUUUCAUGGAAAAGUAGAGGCUGUACUGAUCAAAGCAGGCAAUGGGACAACAUACACAAUCAAAAUAUCGUAUUUUGGUAAAAAAAUGCAUAUUUAGACAAAAACACCUGGAAGGAUGUACAUCACAGGUGUGAAAACCGGUCAUUUAUGGGAAAGGAAAGUAAUUCUAAUAUUUUUGCCUCUAUUUCCUAAUUGUCUAAAACGUACUGCAUACUGCUCCGUAAUAAUAGUUGUUUUUUUAAUUUAAAAACAACAUGAAACAUACAGAAGCCACAAAGGCAACCGAGGAAAUGAGCUAACUUCAACGUCUGAAGGCGACUGAGGAAACGAGAACGUGGCUGUGCUGACACAGAAGCUUCGCCGUCACCUGAGGUGAGAGUGUAACCUCUGAACCACCCGUAUCAGAAAUAACCUGGGGGAAAAUAACUGAGCAUGAGCCCUCAGGCCCCGUCUAGAUCUACAGCCUCAACAUUUCCAGCUGUGACCUGGGCAUCUGCGCUUCUCACCAGGUCCCCAAGUAACCUGAUACACAACACCCUGACCUUUGAGAGGCCCACUCGACUUUCCGUAAUAUACACACACUGUAUCUCCUAUGCUACGUCCCCUACAACAGACAUCUGUCACCAAUGUUCUCUGGCCACUAGGGACACUAAUGGACAGUAAUGGAAAAGCCUCAGAGACUAUCUGUACAGAACAGUGGUAAUCAUCUUAAAUGCAAUGCUGGGAUGCCCUGAGGGCCCACUCCUGCUCGAGAAGUGAGUUAGUGCAACCUUCCCACGGAAUCUAUCCUUAACAGCUGUAAAACAAAGACAAGCCUUUAUACACAAACUAACCUGCCCCAAACCAAACCAGAAAUGUUAACGGUCUAGCAACAGAAUGACAGGAACAUCAUUAAAUUCACUGACAGCAAGCUCGAGAAAGCUGGGGACAUGGUUCGAUUUAGCACUCUCAUGCCACAAGGAGCGCCUGGCACAGGGUUGGGACGGCGAUGAGCCUGGGCGUGCGUGCAGGGAGCGGGCACAGGCUGCGCCACGCCACAGACGCAGCACGCGCAGAGCCAGGAUGCAAGGCCAGCGGGAACCUUAAGCGCAAAUGUUCGGUGACUGCUCUGGUGUGUGGGUAACUUCGUGUCUUCCAAGCCCCCAUCCUGGACCAAGCAUCCACGGGCCCCGUACCUUGACCUGAGAAAGCUCCUUCUGGGGAGCAGUGAGCUUCUUGCUAAUCCUGCCCUUGGCUUUCAACUCUUCCACUGUCUUGUAAGAGUAUUUGGGCUUCUUCUUGCUUCCGCUGGGGUCUUUCCUCCACUGGCUCAGCUCCUUCUGAAAUUCCUGAAUCAGAGGGAUACAGUCCAUCACAAGAAGGAAGGGCCACUUUUUACCACAGGUGGGGUCACUGAGACUUUCACAAGGUUCUGUGCCAAGGACCGUGCUGUGUAACACUGAACCCAGCCAAGGACGCUGCUUGACACCCGCUCCCCGCCCUUACCGAUGCUGAGACCCCUUCCCCACACACCCACCCUUAUGUUCUCCCCAGGACUUCCUGGCACUACUGCUCUUUCCAGCCACACUGUGGUCACUUGUCUACUGCGUCCCUGUCCACCAGGCUCCACACCCGUUCAGCGUGGGACACCAGCCUCCAGCACGGUGAAUGGCGCACGGUAGCUGAGCGAGUGAGCGAGCAGAUGAACAAACACCAGCUGAGAGGGGCACAGACAGCACCCGGCCCGUCUCCUGACUCACCUCCUCGGCUUCUUCUUCAGAGUCAGCCAUGGGGAAGUCUUGCAGGGGCUGAGUGGUGCGCUCCGAGCCGUAUGCCCCCACAGCGCCCUUCCCCUUUCUCUGCUUGGCUUCGAUUGGGUUGAUGAUACCUGACAAAUUUCAGCAAGACAGAGACUUCAGGUCUCGGCAGUUGCCACGUGUGUGAGCCACUCAGGGGGACCGCACUCCUGGGUCCUCACUCACGACGACGCACCACCCAGGAAGGAGAGUGCACUUCCGCCCUCACAACACUGUUCCGCUCCCGGUGACCGCAAGUGUCUGUGCGUUUAUGCUGCCACAGAGCAGUGUGCUGAUUUCACCCUAUGUAUGUCCUAAAUACAGAUUUCCAUUUCCACUUGGAUUCAUUUUUUUAGUGGAUGGGAAUAUUCAUUUAUAACUGGAAACUCUGGCAUAGUAGAGUCUACACUUUGUUAAUUUGGAAGCCUAUUAAUACGGAAAGGGCAGUAAUUCAGAUAAUAUAUUAAUUCUGAUUAAACUGAGGGAAGCUGCCAUUUAAUAUGAAACUCCACCUAUUUUACUUAGUACUUCAUGUCUCCCAUGCUUAACUUGUUCUAUAACAUGUUUAAGCCUUGGAAAUAAAUGUGUCUUUCCUGUAAAAAAGUUUUACAAACAGGACUACAACAUUUCAGUGAAGAACUGCCCUCACCCCAAACUUCCCACCACACCCCUCCCAGCUAGUACUGUGGAAAUGCCACAUUAGAACGUCCCUCACUCUCAUUCCAGGUCACCUUUUCCAUCUUCACUCAAGUCCAUGGAUUUUUCAUACAGCUAAUAGUUACCUGUCCUGCCCCUUUGUGAGCAGGGACCGCAAACUCAUAUGCCUUGAGGGCCCAGAAACAUUAACAGGAACAAGGAAAGUGUGCUGGGGUGUGGAGAAGGCUUCCAGAAUAAGGCUGUGGCUGCUACCUGGGGCAGGAAGAUUCAGCUAAACCAAUCACUGCCAAGCAAAUCUAGAAUUCAGAUUGUAAAAUACUGGCAACCAGUUUGAUUUUUUAGAAACACUGGGCGGGCCAGAAAGAAGCCUGUUUUCAGCCUAUCAGCCUGCAGCCUAUUUGAACCCUGACCUCUCCCUCCUGCUGAAGUAAGUGUAUUUUAUGUAACUUGAGUUCUGAUAAAGUGCGGUGGCUUGGAGCACAACUGUCACGUGCUGUCAGAAAAGCGAAAAAGCCGAGAAAAGGCAAAGCAUGCCCCAGCUGCUCCUCCAGCCUCUGCCUGGCCGCCCUCGUGUGAGACCGUGGAGCGGGGGGUACUGCACCUUGCGCGUUCUUCCCGAGGCCUCUUCCGGGGACAUAGCCCAUCUUCUGAAGAAGCUUCUGUCCAAUUCCUUUUGUGUGUCUUUCCCAGCUGCCAAAAUCCAUGAAAGACUUGGUGCCUCCUGCAAAACCUUUCUGGCUGGGUUUAAAAUUGCCACCCUGAAAAGAAGAAGAAAAAUCAAAAGAAAGAAAAACCUAAGAAAGCAAGCUUGGCUGAUGGGAACGUGGCCUGGCAGUCACAGAGCAUUAUGAAAAGUAUCCUAUUGUACAAACCAAACAUAUCUGUGAUGUGUCUCAGGAAAGAGACAAGACUGCACUGCACAUAUCACCCCUCAGGGAAGCCUGCCCCACAGGGAGAGACCCACACGACCGGCCUCCAGCUGAACCCCUCCCCCAGCAGAUGCUUGGGCCAAAGAGAUCUUCCAGGGAUAUUACUAAGGUCACAAUCCUUCAAUAAAAAUGCUACCGUUUUUAACUUCUUUGGUCCGAAAUCCUUAGGAAAUUCAUCCUGCUUCACAGGUUUCUCCUCAUCGUCGGAGCCUUCCAGCUCCGGCUCUUCUGCCGCCCCUUUCUUGAGCCCCGCGCUGAUGAAGUUGACUGGCGCCGAGUAGUCGCGGGCCCUGCGGGCAAACACAAGGCCCCACGGGGUCCAUGAGAACUCUCUGCAGGCAUCCCUUGUAGCAGCUUUGCUGGCCAGAGAACUCCUUAGAGUGGACCUCAUGGGAUCCAUUUUAAAGACCAACCCAUUGACUCGUAUCAAAAGGGCCCCAAUAAUCACGUUUGACGUUUUUGCCUGAUGUGUUCAAGUCAACUCCGUGGCUUAAGAGUUACCAAUAACAGAGUUGACUAAAAAUUGUAAAUAUGAUGUGACUGUCCACCUUCCUUCUACGUUUUUGAAAAAUUAACUUACUUUAAAAAGCAUUUGUGACACUGAGUCAAGAUGGCAGAGUAGGAGGAUGUGGAGCUCAGCUCUCCCCACAAUACGUCAGGAAUACAUGUACAAAUGGAACAGUUCUCAGAGAAUACCUGCUGAACACCAGCAGAGGACCUCGGACACCAAAAAGGACAAGAAAGAGCUCUGCGUAACCAGGUAGGACAAAAGAAAGACAAAAAAAAAAAAAAAAAAGACAGGCCCUGCGAGCUGAAGGAGAGGAGAGGUCCCUGCACCCGGGGAAGUCCCGCCACCGGCGGAGAGAUCGGCUGGGACAGAAAAGGAGCUUCGGAGGCUCAGAGGAGAACGCAGCAACCGGUCCGUGACAGGCAGGACAGAGUGAGAACUAGGCGGACGGUCUGUGCCACAGCCCUAUGCACCCCAGCCCGAGGCCUGUGUCCGCUGGGACGGGCAGGGGCUGGGUGCCCGAAAGUGGGGUUUAAAGAACAGACGCGGGGAGAGGACUGCUGCUGGCUGUGCAGAGACAGGCUGUAGGGGUGGGAGUGCGGAGCUCUGCAACCAGGAAUGCUGGUGGAAGCAGCCCAGGCCGCCACAGAAGUGAAGUGCCUUUUUUAAGAGGCACGCGAAGCGCAGGGCCACCACCGCGGCCUCUUCCCCGACGCGCAGCCCCUGCCUCCCCGGGCUCUGGGAGGGGCUCCUGGCUCAUGUGCUCCAGCAGCCUCGGGAGCAGAUGCCCGUGGGUGGCCCGCACGCAGAGGAGGGGCUGAAGCCACAGCUGAGCCCCAGGGGCCCUGAAACUACGGAAGAAGAGCUGAAGUCUCUUCUUGCGGCUGCGUGAACUGGAUUUACACCUCCACUGACGGCUUUAUAAAUUCAGCUCCUGCUGAACAUCCGAGUGGACGAGCGCCCCCUCAGCUGAAAGGCCUGGCUUCAGCAGCCGAGGGCUCUGUGGGCACGUACACGCGGGGCUGGGCCAGGCCGGAGUCCGAGCUGCCCCCACAGCAGGUCCAGGUGCAGCACCACUGCGGUCCUGGGAUUCAGUGCAUGUGCGCUGGUGGCCCGGUGAAAACAAUGCCUGAGAGUCACCAGGGCCAACUGCCGGCACACCCACAGUUAAGGUGGGACCAGUGCCAACGACAGCGUACUUUGUGAGCCCACGCAAUGGGGGAAGAGUGACACAGCAGAGCACAUUCACAGGUGAAAGCUCCAAUGGAGGAAUACUCAGUGGCUUCUCUCCCAGUGGGAGGGCUCCAAUCCCACCUACCUUGCACCGCAGAUCAGAAACACAGCUCAGAAACAGAUCUGGGGGCUUCUACUCCAACAGCUAGGGAGCAGACCCUGCCCCUGACAUGGCAGUGACAACCACAGAGCAAAGAGGAGGCCUCACUUGAUAGCCAGUGUAGGCUCUGGUCACCACAACAUCAGUCACACCACCUAUCAAAGGGAUAACGGCCAGCAUACACUGAGGAAAGAGGUGGCAGACAUCCAUACUAAAGGCAGCACUUGCACUAAAAAAAUAUUAAACCCACGCAGGCUACACAGGGACAUUCCCACUUAAAAAUAGCCUUCCAGGGACUUCCCUGGUGGUCCAGUAAUAAAGAAUCCACCUCACAAUCCAGGGAUGUGGGUUUGACCCCUGGUCAGGGAACUAAGAUCCCACAUGCCAUGGGGCAACUAAGCCCGCACACCACAACUACUGAGCUCACACACCUCAACCAGGGUCCACAUGCUGCAAACUACAGAGCCCAGCACUCUAGAGCCCAUGCACCACAACGAGAGAGAAAACCCACAUGCCACAACUACAGAGAAGCCCACACGCCACAACAAAGAGCCCAUGUGCCACAACAAAAGAUCCUGCAUGCCUCAACGAAGAUCCCACAUGUGCCACAACUAAGACCCGACGCAGCCAAAAAUAAAUAGUAAAUGAAAUAAAUAAAUAAAUCUUGAGGGAAAAAAAAAUUGCCUUCCAAGACAGUCUGAGGGUCUGGCGCCAGGAGGAGGAACCCCCAGGGCAUUUAGCUUUGAAGGCUAGUGGGGCUGGAGUGCAGGAGUUCCACAGGGCUGGGGAAACAGAGACUGUACUCCUGAAGGGCGCACACAAGGUCUCACGUGCACUGGGACCCAGCACAAAGCAGUACCUCCAUAGGAACCUGGGCUAGACCUACUUACAGGUCUUGGAGGGUCUCCUGGGGAGGCAGGGGUCAGCUAUGGCUCACUGGGGGGGGCAAGGACACUGGUUGCAGAGGCCCCAGGGAACACUGGUCAGUGUGAGCUCUCCUGGAGGUCCCCAUUUUGGCACCAAGACCUGCCCCCACUCAACAACCUGCAGGCUCCAGUGCUGGAACGCCUCAGUCCAAACAACCAGCCAGAUAGGAACACAGCCUCACCUGUCAGCAGAGAGGCUGCCUGAAGUCGUACUGAGCUUAAAGCCACCUCUUGACACAGCCCUCCCCACCAGAGGGAAAACACCCAGCUCCACCCACCACAGGGCAGGCAUCACUCCCUCCCACCAGGAAGCCUGCAUAAGUCCCUGGACCAACCUCACCCACCAGGGGACAGACACCAGAAUAAAGAGGAACUACAAUCCUGCAGCCUGUGGAAAGAUGACCAGAAACACAGAAGGACAAAAUGAGAUGACAGAGAAAUAUGUUUCAGAUGAAGGAACAAGAUAAAACCCACAAGAACAACUAAAUGAAGAGACAGGCAAUCUACCUGAAAGAGACUUCAGAGUAAUAAUAGUAAAGAUGAUCCAAAAUCUCAGGAAAAGAACAGAGGCACAGGCCGAGAAGACACAAGAAAUGUUUAACAAAGAGCUAGAAGAUUUAAAGAACAAACAGAUGAAGGAUACAACAACUAAAAUGAAAAAUACACUAGAAGGGGGACUUCCCUGAUGGUCCAGUGGUCAAGAAUCCACCUUCCAAUGCAGGGUACACAGGUUUGAUCCCUGGUCAGGGAACUAAGAUCCCUCAUGCCACGGGGCAACUAAACCUGCGUGCCUCAACAAGAGAGCCCACGUGCUGCAAACUACAGAGCCCACAUGCUCUGGAGCCCAUGCACCACAACUAGAGAGAGAAAACCUGCACACUACAACUAGAGAGAAGCCCGCGCAGAGAGAAGCCCACACAUCACAAUGAACAGCCCACGUGCAACUAAGGCCCAAUGCAGCCAAAAUAAAUAAAUAAAUAAAUAAAUAUAAAAAAGAUACACUAGAAGGGAUCAAUAGCAGAAUAACUGAGGCAGAAGAACAAAUAAGUGAGCUGGAAGACAGAGUGGUGGAAAUCACAGCCACAGAACAGAAUAAAGAAAAAGAAUGAAAGGAAAUGAGGACAGUCUCAGAGACCUCUGGGAUAACAUUAAACACACAAACACUUGCAUUAUAGGGGUCCCAGAAGGAGACGAGAGAGAGAAAGGGCCUGAGAAAAUAUUUGAAGAGAUUACAGCCAAAAACUUCCCUAACAUAAGAAAGGAAACAGUCAACUCCAGGAAGUAUAGAGAGUCCCAUACAGGAUAAAUCCAAGGAGGAACCCACUGAGACACAUAUCAAUCAAACUGACAAAAAUUAAAUACAAAGAAAAAAUAUUAAAAGCAACAAGGGAAAAGCAACAAAUAACAAGGGAAUCCCCAUAAGGUUAUCAGCUGAUUUUUCAGCAGAAACUCUGCAGGCCAGAAGGGAGUGGCACGAUAUAUUUAAAGUGACAAAAGGGAAAAAAAUCUACAACCAAGAAUACUCUACCCAGGACUCCCCUGGUAGUGCAGUGGUUAAGACUCUGCGCUCCCAAUGCAGGGGGCCUGGGUUUGAUCCCUGGUCAGGGAACUAGAUCCCACAUGCAGGCAGAACUAAGACUUUGCAUGCCACAACUAAGGAGCCGGCAAGCCUCAACUAGGGAGCCCUCAAGCUGCAACUAAGGAGCCUGCCUGCCACAACUAAGACCCAGCGCCACCAAAUAAACAAACAAAUUAAUUAAUUAAUUAAAAAAAAAAGAAUACUUUACCCAGCAAGGCUCCCAUUCAGAUUUGAUGGAGAAAUCAAAAGUUUUACAGAUAAGCAAAAACUAAGAGAAUUCAGUACCACCAAACCAGCUUUACAACAAAUACUAAAGGAACUUCUCGAGGCAGAAAAGGUCACAAACAGAAACAAGAAAAUUAUGAAUGGGAAAGCUCACUGGUAAAGGAAAACAUACAGUAAAGGAAAGCAAUCAUCCACACACAAAUAUGAUAUCAAAACCAGCAACCAUGAGAAGAGGAUAGUACAAAUGCAGGAAAUGGGAAAUGCAUCUGAAAUUGAGACCAGCAGCUUAAAAUAACCUUGUGUGUGUGUGUAGGCUGCCACAUCAAAACCUCAUGGGAACUGCAAACCAAAAAACUACAAUAGAUACACAAAAAAGGAAAAGCAAUCCAAACACAACACUAAAAAUAGUCAUCAAAGCACAAGGAAACAAAAGAAGGAAAGAAAAAAGACCUACAAAAACAAACCUAAAACAAUUAAGAAAAUGGCAGUAAGAACAUACAUAUUGAUAAUUACCUUAACUGUAAAUGGAUUAAAUACUCCAACCAAAAGACAAACACUGGCUGAAUGGAUACAAAAACAAGACCCAUAAAUAUGCUGUCUACAAGAGACCCACUUCAAAUCUAAGGACACAUAGAGACUGAAAGUGAGGGGAUGGGAAAAGGUAUUCCAUGCAAAUGGAAAUCAAAAGAAAGCUGGGGUAGCAAUACUCAUGUAAGACAAAAGAGACUUUAAACACUGUUACAAGAGACAAGGAAGGACACUACAUAACGAUCAAGGGAUCGAUCCAAGAAGAAGAUAUAACAAUUAUAAAUAUUUAUGCACCCAACAUAGGAGCACCUCAAUAGAUAAGGCAAAUGCUAACAGCCAUAAAAGGAGAAAUCGACUUUACAGCCCACUUUUAUCAAUGGACAGAUCUUCCAGACAGAAAAUCAAUACGGAAACACAGGCCUUAAAUGACACAUUAAACAAGAUGGACUUAAUUGAUAUUUAUAGAGCAUCCCAUCGAAAAGGAGCAGAAUACUCAUUCUUCUCAAGUACACAUGGAACAUUCUCCAGGACUGAUCACAUGCUGGGCCACAAAGCGAGCCUCAGUAAAUUUAAGAAAACUGAAAUCAUAUCAAGCAACUUUUCUGACCACAACGCUAUGAGAUUAGAAAUCAACUACAAGAAACAAACUGUAAAAAACACAAACACAUAGAGGCUGAACAAUAUGCUACUCAACAACCAACGGAUCACUGAAGAAAUCAGAGAGGAAAUCACACAAUACCUAGAGACAAAUGACAACAAAAACACGACAAUCCAAAACCUAUGGGACACAGCAAAAGCAGUCCUAAGAGGAAAGUUUAUAGCAAUACAAUCUUACCUCAGGAAACAACAAAAAUCUCAAAUAAACAACCUAACCUUACACCUAAAGCAACUAGAGAAAGAAAAACAAACAAAACCCAAAGUUAGCCGAAGGAAAGAAAUCAUAAAGAUCAGAGCAGAACUAAAUUAAAUAGAGACAAAGAAAACAACAGAAAAGAUCCAUGAAACUAAAAGCUGGUUCUUUGAAAAGAUAAAUAAAACUGAAAAACCUUUAGCCAGACUAUCAAGAAAAAAAGGGAGAGGGCUCAAAUCAAUAAAAUUAGAAAUGAAAAAGAAGAAGUUACAAUGGACACCACAUAAAUACAAAGGAUAAGAGACUACUAUAAGCAACUAUGUCAAUAAAAUGGACAACCUAGAAGAAAUGGAAAAAUUCUUAAAAAGGUACAAUCUCCCAACACUGAACCAGGAAGAAAUAGAAAAUAUGAACAGACCAAUCACAAGUACUGAAAUUGAAACUGAAUAAAAAAUUCCCAACAAACAAAAGCCAUCCAGGACCAGAUGGCUUCACAGGCAAACUCUAUCAAACAUUUAGAGAAGAGUUAACAUCUAUCCUUCUGAAACUAUUCCACAAACUUGCAGAGGAAGUAACAUUCCCAAACUCACUCUAUGAGGCCACCAUCACUCUGAUAUCAAAACCAGACAAAGAUAUCACCAAAAGAAAAAAAAAAAAAAAGAAAGAAAAUUACAGACUAGUUUCACUGAUGAACAUAGAUGCAAAAUCCUCAACAAAAUACUAGGAAAUCAAAUCGAACAAUACAUUAAAAGGAUCAAACACUAUGAUCAAGGGGGAUUCAUCCCAGGGAUGCAAGGAUUCUUUAAUAUCUGCAAAUCAAUCAGUGUGAAACACAUCAACAAGUUGAAGAAUAAAAACCAUAUGACCAUCUCAAUAGAUGCAGAAAAAGCUUUUGACAAAAUUCAACACCCAUUUAUGAUAAAAAAAAAAAAGAACUCUCCAGAAAGUGGGCAUAGAGGGAACAUACCUCAACAUAAUAAAGGCCAUAUAUGACAAACCUACAGCUAACAUCAUACUCAACGGUGAAAAGCUGAAAGCAUUUCCUCUAAGAUCAGGAACAAGACAAGGAUGUCCACUCUUGCCACUUUCAUUCAACAUAGUUUUGGAAGUCCUAGCCAUGGCAAUCAGAGAAGAAAAAGAAAUAAAAGGAAUACAAAUUGGAAAAGAAGUAAAGCUGUCACUGUUUGCAGAUGACAUGAUACCAUACAUAGAAAAUCCUAAAGAUGCUACCAGAAAACUACUAGAGCUCAUCAAUGAAUCUGGUAAAGUUACAGGAUACAAAAAUUAAUACACAGAAAUCUGUUGCAUUCCUAUACAAUAACAGAAGAUCAGAAAGAGAAAGAAACAACCCCGUUUACCAUCAUCAAAAAGAAUAAAAUACCUAGGAAUAAACCUACCAAAAGACCUGUACUCCGAAAACUUUAAGAUGCUGAUGAAAGAAACUGAAGAUGACACAAACAGAUGGAAAGAUAUACCAUGAUCCUGCAUUGGAAGAAUCAGUAUUGUCAAAAUGAAUAUUCUGCCCAAGGCAAUCUACAGAUUCAAUGCAAUCCCUAUCAAAUUACCAAUGGCAUUUUUCAAAGAACUAGAACAAAACAUUUUAAAAUUUGUAUGGAGACACAAAAGACCCCAAAUAGCCAAAGCAAUCUUGAGAAAGAAAAAUGGAGCUGGAGGAAUCAGGCUCCCUGACUUCAGACUAUACUACAAAGCUACAGCCAUCAAGAGUAUGGUACUGGGCUUCCCUGGUGGCGCAGUGGUUGAGAAUCUGCCUGCCAAUGCAGGGGACACGGGUUCGAGCCCUGGACUGGGAAGAUCCCACAUGCCACGGAGCAACUGGGCCCGUGAGCCACAAUGACUGAGCCUGCGCGUCUGGAGCCUGUGCUCCGCAACAAGAGAGGCCGCGAUGGUGAGAGGCCCGCGCACCGCGAUGAAGAGUGGUCCCCACUUGCCGCAACUGGAGAAAGCCCUCACACAGAAACGAAGACUCAACACAGUCAUAAAUAAAUAAAUUAAAAAAAAAAAAAAAGAGUAUGGUACUGUCACAAAACCAGAAAUACAUAUCAAUGGAACAGGAUAGAAAGUCCAGAAAUAAACCCACACACCUAUGGUCAAUUAAUCUACAACAAAGGAGGCAAGACUCUACAAUGGAAAAAAGACAGUCUCUUCAAUAAAUGGUGCUCAGAAAACUGGACAGCUACAUGUAAAAGAAUGAAAUUAGAACAUUCUUUAACACCAUACACAAAAAUAAACUCAAAAUGGAUUAAAGACCUAAAUGUAAGACGUGAUACUAUAAAACUCUUAGAGAAAAACAUAGGCAGAACGCUCUCUGACAUAAAUCGCAGCAAUAUCUUUUUCGAUCUGUCUCCUUGAGUAAUGGAAAUAAAAAUUAAAUAAACAAAUGGGACCCAAUUAAACUCAAAAACUUUUGCACAGCAAAGGAAACCAUAAACAAAACAAAAAGACAACCCACAGAAUGGGAGAAAAUAUUUGCAAACGAUGUGACCGACAAGAGAUUAAUCUCCAAAAUCUACAAACAGCUCAUGCAGCUUAAUAUCAAAAACAACAACAAAAAAAAAUCAAAAAAUGGGCAGAAGACCUAAACACUUUUCCAAGGAAGACAUAUAUAUGGCCAAGAGGCAAUUGAAAAGGUGCCCACAAUCGCUAAUUAUUAGAGGAAUGCAAAUCAAAACUACAAUGAGAUAUCACCUCACACCAAUCAGAAUGGCCCUUAUCAAAAAAUCUACAAAUAGUAAAUGCUGGAGAGGGUGUGGAGAAAAGGGAAUCCUCCUACACUGUUGGUGGGAAUGUAAAUUGGUACAGCCACUUUGGAGCAGAGUAUGGAGGUUCCUUAAAAAACUAAAAAUAGAGCCAUUAUAAGAUCCAGCAAUCCUACUCCUGGGCAUAUAUCUGGGGAAAACCAUAACUCAAAAAGAUACAUGUACCCCAAUGUUCACUGCAGCACUAUUUACAGUAGCCAAGACAUGGAAGCAACCUAAAUGUCCAUUGACAGAUGAAUGCAUAAAGAUGUGGUACACACAAUGUUCACUGCAGCUCUAUUUACAAUAGCCAGGACAUGGAAGCAACCUAAGUGUCCAUCAACAGAUGAAUGGAUAAAGAAGAUGUGGCACAUAUAUACGAUGGAAUAUUACUCAGCCAUAAAAAGAAACGAAGGACUUCCCUGGUGGUGCAGUGGUUGAGAACCCGCCUGCCAAUGCAGGGGACACGGGUUUGAGCCCUGGUCCGGGAAGAUCCCACAUGCCGUGGAGCAACUAAGCCCGUGUGCCACAACUACUGAGCCUGUGCUCUAGAGCCCGCGAGCCAUAACUACUGAGCCCGCGUGCCACAACUACUGAGCCCGCACGCCCUAGAGCCCGUGCUCCGCAACAAGAGAAGCCACUGCAAUGAGAAGCCCGUGCACCGCAACCAAGAGUAGCCCCCGCUCGCCACAACUAGAGAAAGCCCGCGCACAGCAACAGAGACCCAACACAGCCAAAGAUAAAAUUAAAUUAAAAAAAAAAACUUUAAAAAAAAAAAAAACAAGAAACGAAAUUGAGUUAUUUGUAGUGAGGUGGGUGGACCCAGAGGCUGUCAUACAGAGUGAAGUAAGUCAGAAAGAGAAAAACAAAUACCACAUGCUAACACAUAUAUAUGGAAUCUUAAAAAAAAAAAAAGGUUCUGAAGAACCUGGGGCAGGAUAAAGAUGCAGACGUAGAGAAUGGACUUGAGGAUGUGGGGCGGGGAAGGGUAAGCUGGGACGAAGUGAGAGAGUAGCACUGACACAUAUACACUACCAAAUGUAAAAUAGAUAGCUAAUGCGAAGCAGCGGCAUCGCACAGGGAGAUCAGCUCGGUGCUUUGUGACCACCUAGAGGGGUGGGAGGGAGACGCAAGAGAGAGGAGAUAUGGGGAUGUAUGUAUAUGUAUAGCUGAUUCACUUUGUUAUACAGCAGAAACUAACACACCAUUGUAAAGCAAUUAUACUCCAAUAAAGAUGAUUUACAAAAAAAAAGAUGUGGUACAUAUAUACAAUGGAAUUUUUUUACUCAGCCGUAAAAAAUAAUGAAAUAAUGCCAUUUGCAGCAACAUGGAUGGACCUAGAGAUUAUCAUACUAAGUGAACUAAGUCAGACAGACCAGAGAAAGACAAAUAUAAUAUGAUAUCACUUAUAUGUGGAAUCUAAUUAAAAAAAUGACACAAAUGAACUUAUUUCCAAAACAGAAACAGACACACAGAUCUGGAAAUCAAACUUAUGGUUACCAAAGGGGAAACGUGGGGGGAAGGGAUAAAUUAGGAGAUUGGGAUUAACAUAUACACACUACUGUAUAUAAAAUAGAUAACUAAUAAGGACCUACUGUGUAGCACAGAGAACUCUACUCAAUAUUCUGUAAUGACCUAUAUGGGAAAAGAAUCUGGGAAAAAAAAAAAGCAUUUGUUUCAGACACUAUUUCAAGUAGAAAAAUCAAACAAGAAAGACACUCUCAUAAAUCAAAAUCAUAAAUAAGUAAAAUAUAUUAAGAGAGAUUAUAUGAAUGUAAAGUAUAUUAGCAAUUAUAUCAGAUUCUUAGAAAAUCUCAUCUCCAUUAAAUUUGUUUAUGAAAACUAAAAUACCUAAGAGGGACUUCCCUGGUGGUCCAGUGGCUAAGACUCCGUGCUCCCAGUGCAUGGGGCCCAGGUUGGAUCCCUGGUCAGGGAACUAGAUCCCACAUGCUGCAACUAAGAGUUCACACACCGCAAUAAAGAUCCCACAUGCCACAACUAAAAUACCCCGCAUGCCGCAACUAAAAAGAUCCUGCGUGCCGCAACUAAGACCCGGCGCAGCCAAAUAAAUAAAUAAAUAAAAAUAAAAUAUUAAAUAAGUAAAUAAAAUACCUAGGAAAUCAACUCCGUGAGAUGGAAAGUAUUGAUUUUAACCCUGAAUGCCUCAAGAACAGUAGUUACAAUAAGUCAUUAGCAACAGUUCCCUUUUGUAUGAACUGGAGCUGAUAGCUUUCUAUUGUGUAGUUAAAGGGAGAGAAAAGAUUCCAAAGAAAAGCCCCGGGAAAUAAGGCGAUGCUU
This is a messenger RNA of Balaenoptera acutorostrata (minke whale), 21149 nucleotides long. RefSeq names its product SRR1 domain containing (gene SRRD). The transcript is spliced from 7 exons. Gene Ontology annotation, cellular component: cytoplasm; nucleus. The coding region runs from base 118 to 1107 and encodes 329 amino acids. The record is from RefSeq and is a predicted model, not a curated record. Gene Ontology annotation, biological process: microtubule-based process. Lineage: Eukaryota; Metazoa; Chordata; Mammalia; Artiodactyla; Balaenopteridae.